Messenger RNA from Physeter macrocephalus (sperm whale), 4160 nucleotides. Its product is annotated as OTU domain-containing protein 5-like. Gene Ontology annotation, biological process: protein deubiquitination. NCBI's taxonomy places the organism in Eukaryota, Metazoa, Chordata, Mammalia, Artiodactyla, Physeteridae. The record is from RefSeq and is a predicted model, not a curated record. Gene Ontology annotation, molecular function: cysteine-type deubiquitinase activity.
CAUAAGCUUAGUCAAUGCAGUUCUACAAAGUGCAAACUGGCUUCUGGCUAGAACAUGUUUCUCCAUCCAGGGCUCCAUUUGCCAUCACCUGUCAUGCACACACAGAUCAGGAGCUCAGACAAAAAAAUCACUUCUUUAAUACCUACCUGAUGCACCACGAUCUCAUUUUCCUUAUGAGCAACAAGCACAAUUUAUAAGCCAGGCUUGGAAGUCAUUCCUUCAUUUAGCAUCAAGCGUAACUCCAAAAGAAGUAUAUACUUUGGUGUGUAGUUUUACAUUUUGUAACAAGGCCAAGUAUUAACUGUGUUUCUUAAAACCCACGAGAGCUCAGUGAAUCCUCAUCCUGUACAAAGCGAAAAGACCUGCAAGUAUGACAGAUCCGCUACCAGACGCAACGAGCAUGUUCAAGGUCCACAGGGUAAGCCAGGACACCUGCCUCUCAAAGUAACGCCUUGGGAGAUGUGAGCAGUCAAAACCCCGCGGCAAUCAGCCGGUAACUCACGUUAUACCAAAAUGCUUCAGUGUUACUUAUUUUUUAACAAAGAGACACAUGUCAAGCGCCAGGGAAAGCAGCAAAUUUUGCAUAUAAUUCAGGGGAUUCACAGAAGCAAUGUAUCAGUGCUAUCUUAAGCAAAGAUGUGAUCAAUGUUGACUUGAUCUCCUAGUCCACAAAACCUCAGGUCACCUUCAAUGAGCUUGGACUUGGCAGUGGAUUCUCAGAUACGGUACCAAAUGCAUGAACAACAGAAGAAGAACAGACAAAUUGGACUUUAGCCAAACUGCAAACUUUGUACACCCAAGGACAUUAUUAAGAAAGUGAACAGACAACCUCCAGAAUGGGAGAAAGGAUGCGCACAUCAUCUACGUGAUCACUGUUUACUGUCUGUAACAGAGAAAGAACUCCGGUCAUGUUGGACAGGGGCCCACCUUCCUCCAACUCGUCGACAAAAAGAUAGCCCAGUUUAAAAACGGGCAAAGGACUUCAAGCGACAUUUCUCCACAGAAGAUAUACAGCUGACCAACAUGCACGUGAAGCCAUGCUCAACGUCAGUAAUCAUUAGGGAGAUGCAAACCAAAACCAUAAUGAGAAACUACCUCACGUCCACUCAGAGGGCUGCUAUCACAAAACCAGAAAAUAACAAGGGCUGCAAAGGAGGAGAGAAACUGGAAGCCUUGCACAUCGUUGGCGAAAACGUCAAAAUGCUAGAGCGGCUCCGGAAUACAGUUUGGUGGCUUCUCAAAAAUUAAAUGUAGAAUCACCGGAUGAUCCAGUAAUUUCACUUCCUGGCAUAAACCCAAAAGAACUGAAAGCAGGGACUCGAAGAGAUAUCUGUAAACUAACGUUCCUCGCAGCAUUAGUCCCAACGGCCAAAAGGUGGAAACGACAUGAGUUUCCAGGCCAUGACUGCUCUCCCCAGAAAGAAACCACCGCCUCCCGACGCCGACCCCGCCGGCGAGCCGCCGCCGCCCGGGCCGCUGCGCCCGGCGCCUCGCCGCGGCGGGGGUGUAGGCGUGGGCGGCGGCCAUCGCGACCGCGACUCGGGCGUCGUUGGCGCCCGUCCUCGCGCCUCGCCACCGCCUCAGGGCCCGCUCCCGGGGCCACCGGGUGCCCUCCGUCGCUGGGCGCUGGCCGCGCCGCCUGGCGCCGUGGCGGGCCCAAGGCCACAGCAGGCCUCUCCUCCUCCUUGGGGGCCCGGCGGUCCCGGCGGCGGUGCCAGGGACGCGUUGGGUGCCACGGCGACGGGCGUGGGCGCGGGCGCGGCGGGCAUGGUGGUGGGCGCGGGCGGCAGCUGCUCUGGGCCGGGUCACGGCAAGCGGCGGCGGCCAGCCCCUGGGCUUGGCGCGGCCAGUCCUGAGCGGGAGGAGGUCGGCGCAGGUUACAACAGUGCGGACGAGUAUGAAGCGGCCGCAGCGCGCCUCGAGGCCGCGGACCCCGCCGCCGUCGAGCAGCAGGAGCACUCGUUUGCAAAGGCCCUGCGAGACGAGAAGGGCUUCAUCAUCAAGCAGAUGAAGGAGGACGGCGCCUGUCUCUUCCGGGCUGUAGCUGACCAGGUGUAUGGAGACCAGGACAUGCACGGGGUUGUGCGAAAGCACUGCAUGGGCUAUCUGAUGCAGAAUGCCGACUACUUCUCUAACUAUGUCACGGAGGACUUUACCGCCUACAUCAACCGGAAGCGGAAAAACAACUGCCACGGCAACCACGUUGAGAUGCAGGCCAUGGCAGAGAUGUACAACCGGCCCGUGGAGGUGUACCAGUACAGCACGGCACCCAUCAACACGUUCCACGGGAUCCACCAAAAUGAGGAUGAACCCAUCCGUGUCAGCUACCAUCGGAACAUCCACUACAAUUCGGUGGUGGAUCCCAACAAGGCCACCAUUGGCGUGGGGCUGGGCCUGCCGUCAUUCAAACCGGGGUUUGCAGAGCAGUCCCUGAUGAAGAAUGCCAUAGAAACAUCGGAGGAGGCGUGGAUUGAACAGCAGAUGCUGGAAGACAAGAAGCGGGCCACAGACUGGGAGGCCACAAAUGAGGCCAUUGAGGAGCAGGUGGCUCGGGAGUCCUACCUGCAGUGGCUGAGGGAUCAGGAGAAGCAGGCUCGCCAAGUCCGUGGCCCCAGCCAGCCCGGGAAAGACAGCGCCACGUGCAGCUCUGCCACAGCGGCAGCCUCCAGUGGUCUGGAGGAGUGGACCAGCCGGUCCCCACGGCGGGGGAGUUCAGCCUCGUCCCCCGAGCGCCCUGAGCUGCACGCCGAGCUGGGCAUCAAGCCCCCUUCCCCACGCACUGUCUCAGCUCUCGCCAAACCUCCUUCACCCCGGGCACCAGGUACGAGCAGCCAGUUCCCGACAGGGGCCGACCGGGCAACUUCUCCCCUCGUGUCCCUCUACCCUGCUCUGGAGUGCCGGGCCCUCAUUCAGCAGAUGUCCCCCUCUGCCUUUGGCCUGAACGACUGGGAUGAUGAUGAGACCCUAGCGUCGGUGCUGGCAGUGUCCCAACAGGAACACCUAGACAGUGUGAAGAGAAACCAAGUGCACAGAGACCCAGCCCCAGACAAGAGUUGAUGGAGACCCGGAGACUGGAGACCAUCUCCCAACCCCCACACUCCUGCCCUCUGGUGCCACCCCACCUUCUCUGGCUUUCUUCCCUCUCUCCCCUCCUUUCACUCCUCCCCACUUCCCUCUGGCUAGCCCACCCCUGCGCACCCUCUCAUCACUGCUUCCACCAUCAUCACCUGUCUCUUCGCCAGCUGACGUGUCCUGUGGCCCCCUGCACAGCACCAUCCCUGCAUUCCGCGGGGGACUCGGGCAAGGGUGCUGAAGGUAGGCGAGAGGCACACAGAGACAAACCAGCUGGCAGCCAGGCAGCCCCUGAGGAGAGACAUUCAGACAGAGGAAAGUCUCCCUGUCCCCGAUUCCUUCCAAGAUCAGACACUUGUCACCCCACCACAAGUGAUGCCGGGGAGGUGGGAAGAAGAAGUGGGAAAAUCCCCUUCCCAGUACCCCAAGAAUGUCUGAGCCUUCAAUGUUGGUCUUUUACUUUAGUAAAAUGUACUUGUAUCUUAUAAAAUCAACCAAUCAAAAAAAGAAAAUGAGUAUCCAUCAAGAGCUAAACAAAAUGUGGUAUAAACAUACAGUAGAAUAUUAUUCAGUUAUAAAAAAAAAAAAAGCAAUGAAGUUCUGAUACACAUCACAACGUGGAUGAACCCCUAAAACAUUAAGUGAAACGAGCCAGACAAAAAGGGACAGAUAUUGUAUCAUUCAAGUUAUAUAAAAUAUCUAGAAUAGGCAAAUUCAUAGAGACAGAAACUUCAGCGGUUACCAGGGGCUGGGGGGCGGACGGAUGCCGAAUUACUGCUUGAUGGGUACAGAGUUUCUGUUUAGAGUGAUGAAAAAGUUUUGGAAACAGGUAAUGGUGAGAGUUGCACAACAGUGUGAACGUGCUUAAUGCACUGAAUUGUGCACCUAAAAAUGGUUAAAAUGGCAAAUUUUAGGAUAUAUAUUCUUAUAUAAGUAUAUACAUACGUAUAUAAAUAAUCACAAUUAAAAACAUAACUCACGUCUUCUAACAUCUCAAACCAAAUUCCCUUUGGCUUCUUGGGUGUGUACAUUGUUACCAGCACUGAGGAGAGCUGCACACACACCCCCACAAUCAGAAAAUGAACACA